AUGUCAUCACCCCAUCGUAUUGAAAUUGUUCCAGGAUAUGAAUUGGCUUUAGGAGACAUUAAACAGGCUACAAAUGCUAAAGUCGCAAUUUUUGCUUGUCAUUUUGAUUUAACACAGACUGAAACAAAGAGAACUAUAUUGACGAAUACAGCAGAUACAGAAGAGGCUAGUGUUGAACAAAAAGUUAAAGAGAUGGCGGAGGCUGGUGUUUCUGUAAUUGUUGUUGCUGGAAAAUUUAAAGACCUUUACACACACUUUUUGAAUAAAUACAAAAUUAUGGGUGUUAGAUUAACUUCAAAAUACGGUUUACGCCGCCUUUGCCAUGCUUUGGGCGCGCAAGCUCAAGCUGUUAUUUGUGCUCCACCAGAUGAUUCUUUGGGGAAAUGUGACAAUGUCUUUAUAAAGGAACUUGGAGAUUCUCAGACAGUCAUUUUUGAUAAACAAUCAGCAACCGCCAAAGUGGUAACCGUCAUUGCAAAAGUCGGCUCUUUUCAAUUUAUUUUGGAUUAUGUUGAACGUUCAAUUGAUGAUGGAGUAGAUCCUUUUACAGCGUUGUCUAAGGAUAAUCAGGUUUCUGCUGAUGGUGCAUCAAUUUUCGCAACCCCGAUUAAAGUGAAUACGAAAUUGUUUUAUAAUGGAUUCCAUUAUUUUCUCUAUCGUUCGUUGAAUUUGAAUAAUUGGCGUUGUACGAUGCAGCAAAAUCCGAAAAUGAGAUGCAAUGGAUCUGUUAAAUUUUUUGAAAAAACAGCUUGCUUGGAUAAUUAUCAUAGAUGCGUCGUUGAUGAUUCAAUUAUUGCAAAAAUAAAUCAACACGUAGAAUCUGGAAAUUGGGAAAAGGCUUUAAAUACUGCUAAACAACAAAAGCAUCGCCCUCUACUGGACAAAUAUUUGGCUGUAUAUUCAAAAGAAUUACUUUUAAAUGAACAAAUUGGACAAGUUUUGGAUAUUUUUCGAAAAUAUGGAGCUUCUUUCAAUUUUCAAUUGUUACCUAUUUAUAAUACGUUAGCUGAAAAGCUUUUAAAUGAACAACCAAAUAUUAACAAUUAUCAAAAAAUUACUACAGCAUUUAAUUUACCCUCAAAAAAAAUGUGUGAUGAAUUGGAAGAGGAAGAAAAUAUUGUCCCGGUGGAAGUUGAUAGAGGGAUUCAAUCUUCUUCACUAGCUAAAGACGUUUAUGAUCACAAAGAAGAAGAAGAGGAAAUGCUACAAGAAGAAACACCACAUGAAGAAAUUCCAACAUCUCCACUUUCAAGUAAUAAAUAUGAAAAUGUUGUUGUAUGGGGACGUGGUCUUUUAUCUGUUGGAACGAGUGCCAAUGAGGAGCUUGCUGUACAUGUGGAUAAUUGUGAGGAUGAAGUUGUUGUUAAUGUUAAAAAAGAUGACAUACUCAUCCCAGUUUCCCGUCAAGAUUUUGAACAGAGACCGUCAGCAGCAUCACAACCUUUUACUGCUAUACAUCCUCGGCAAUCUUUUGUGUUUACUCCGCGUACAAGCGGGAAGUAUGAGGUUUCUGUGAAAUGCGCUGCAAGCAGUACAUAUUUAGGAAGCAGUCCGUACAUGAUUGUAGUUGGCCCAAAGAACAUUUCAAGCAUUCGAGCUGUCGGCCCUGGAUUGGAAGGAGGUGUUGCUGAGGAGAGGGCUGUCUUUUAUGUUGACACACACGAAAGAGCAAAUUAUUUAGAAUUUUCAAUCGAGGGACCCAGCAAAACGGAGAUUAUUUACUCUGACAAUGGUGAAGGAACGGCAAUGGUUGAAUACACACCCCAUGUUCCGGGUCGUUAUACAAUCAACAUCACCGAACUUGACACAAAUUCCCAUAUAAAAGAUUCACCUUUUGUUUUUUGGAUUGAACCAGCAAAUUUGCUUCCUUUUAAAAAUGUUGUUCGCCCAAUUCGAAUACCAUCAUUUGAAAGCAACGAAGGACAAAUUGACAAACAAUUUAAUUUUAAAAUUCCAAAAGAAAUUGAAGCUGAAACAUUCUACGUUGAAAUCUACGACCCAAAUUUACAAAAAGUCGAUUUUGAUUGUGAAAAUAAACCUGAAGGAAAUUUUUACAGUUUUGUGCCGCAAAAGGAAGGAAAGCACUUGAUUAGUGUUGUCGCCGAUAAACUGGCAGUUGAAGGAUGGCCUUUUGUUAUUUUUGUUUAUUGCCCUUUUGACCCAAAUGAAAUUUGGCUUAGCGGUCCAGCAUUGAGUCCAACUAUUCAAACACGUCAAAAAACAAAUUUUUUAAUUGAUUUUUACAAUAUUCCAAAACGAAAGCAUGUCCAGGUUACUGUGGUUGGACCUGAAGGGGAAGAAGUUCCUGUAGAGGUUGACUUGAAAACUUUGUCUGUCUACAACGCUCGCUAUGAACCGAUGAUUCCUGGCGUCCACAAAAUUUAUUUGACUGUGAAUGACCAAAAAAUAUUUGAAAUACCAGUGAAUGCAAUUGAAUAUGACAAAGAAGAAAUAUUGGAAGAAGAGGAUGUUGGAGCUAGAGUUGCAAGUGAAAUACCUCAGCCAGUUAUUGGACUUUCCACAGCUAUUGUUUUCACGUCUCCAAAUCAACACAUCUCUGACUUAUCUGUUCAUGUGCACGGACCAAGCGGCGAUUUGAAACAUGAUCUAAAGAUGGAACAAAUUGAAAAAGAAAAAUUCCGAGUUAGCUUUGUCCCGCACCAAUCUGGUCCACACACUUUUGAAUUGAGAAAUAAACAUGGCCAUUAUGACUUUAACUUCGAUGUCGUUACUUUAAAUGAAGAGGAAGACGAUGUUCCCGAUUGGUUUCAUGAUUUGUUUAGUGAAGAGGAUGAUCAAGAAAAUGUUUCUAUUCAACAACCUUCAUUAACCUUCAAAAUUGCACCAGAUAGAGUUUUAAAGAAGAAUGCAAAAUUGUCAAAGAAACAACAAAAUAAGUUAGUGUCAGGACUUAAAAAACAGGCCGGCAUUUUAACUGAGCUAAUUCAUGAUUUUGAAAGGAGUCAAAAAGAAAGUGUGCAGAAAGAGGUCGGAUAUUUUUUUAACCGUAAUUUCGUCCUUUUUAAGGGAAAAAUGGCUAAUAAAGUCAAUCACGUCAAUGGCAUUGUUCAGGUCUUGGCAUCCGCCUUGUGCUCUGCUGCUAUGCUUUUGAAUAGCCAAACACCACAAAAACAGAAUCAGCAAAUUCAAGAGACUGUCAAUGAUUCAACUCCGCCAAUUUCUUCAAAAAGGACAAGACUAGAUAAUUCUACCACUGUUAUUCGACCAACAACAAAUGGAAGGCGAAAAGGAAACAAAAGAAAUGCUGGAAAAACUAAUGAAGCCAAUAAUUCAAAGAGGGAAAUUCGUAAUGUGAAUGACAUUUUUGAAAUGAUCUCUACAAUGACUGCAGCAAUAUCUACUCCUCCGGCAAUUUCGACUCCUCCAGCAAUUUCUACUCCUCCUAGAAGAGAUGAAGUGAUUCCAAUGCUCCAAAAGGAAUUGGUGAAUGUACAAGCACAGCCGGAGGAUAAUAUUGACGAAAUGGGCAUAAGAAGUUCAACAAAUGAAGAUAAAAUGCCUGAAAAUAAUAAUAAUUCUGUUGAAAAUGUAAAUAAUGCUCCGGCAAUUUCUACUCCUCCUAGAAGGGAUCAAGUGAUUAAAUGCACGAAUACAUUAGCCAUAAUAGAAGAAAAAGAGGAAUCUAACUUAAAUAAAAUGCCCCAAAAGGAAUUGUUGGUGAAUGUACAAACACAGACGGAUGAUGAAAUGGGCAUAAGAAGUACAACAGAUGAAGAUAAAAUGAAGGAAAAUAAUAGUAAUUCUGUUGAAGCUGUAAAUGAUGCUACCGUCAAAAACCGUCCACCGAAAAGGUUAAUUUGUUGCUGUAGCUCCAAUGCAGCGGAAGGCUUAAAUGUUGAUGAAUUUCCAGAAGGAUGCAAAAAACGCCCAAAAUUGCUUUUGGAAAAUGAAGAACAACAACGUGAUAAAGACCGCAACAAAGCAUUGUCGCCGCCUUCGCCAAAAAGAAACAACAAGGAAGAUAAAGAAGAGAAGCAAAUGAAGAAAAUGAUAUUGUAUCUGGAAAAAGAUGCAGUGGUUCAAAUAAAAUGAAAGAUUAGGUUUAUAUUUUUUGUU
Molecule: messenger RNA, 4077 nt
Organism: Meloidogyne enterolobii
Lineage: Eukaryota; Metazoa; Nematoda; Chromadorea; Rhabditida; Meloidogynidae
Source: the annotation of a GenBank genome assembly